Messenger RNA from Agelaius phoeniceus (red-winged blackbird), 4224 nucleotides. RefSeq names its product ankyrin repeat domain 13A (gene ANKRD13A). Gene Ontology annotation, cellular component: cytoplasm. Lineage: Eukaryota; Metazoa; Chordata; Aves; Passeriformes; Icteridae. The record is from RefSeq and is a predicted model, not a curated record. Gene Ontology annotation, molecular function: protein binding.
GGGCGGGACGUUCCAUCUGUCCUCCCGCAGAGGGGGAGGGGGAGCGGCUUCCGCUUUCCGUGCGGUUGUCGGUGGCGGUAGAGUGCGGGGGACAGCGAGGAGCCCCCCCCUGCUCCGGCCGCGCUGUGGUUCGUCCCAGCCGUCCCCGGAGGGACAGGGAAGAGGGACGGGGACGGCUGAGGGGGCGAGAGCGGGGAGACCCCCGGGAGCGGCGCUGAGAGGGCUCCGGGAGGAAACCCUCGGGAGUGGGGGGCUGCCAGGGGCACCAGGAGCAGGGGAGACCCCCGGGAGCGGCACUGAGGGGCUCCGGGAGGACAUUCUCGGGAGCGGGGGGCUGCCAGGGGCACCAGGAGCAAGGGAGACCCCCGCGGUGGGGUUUGCAUGGGGCUCCCCUUGGAGAGGGGUGAACGGUUCCUAGAGGGUUGUGGCUCUCACACACACACGCACACACACACACCUGGGCCAGGUGGGUGCCAGCAGAGAGCAGAAGCUGAAGGGCUGAGGGCUUGAGUAACCUGGGGUCUGCAGCACCCAGAGAGGGAAGAGUGAGGGGCCCUGGCUGCCCCUCCGCAGGUGUGUGCCGGGAUGAGCUCCCCUGGCGGGGCCAGCAGCGCCUUCCCCCUGCACGUCCUGGUGUGGAAUAACGACUACAGGCGGCUGGACGAGGAGCUGCAGGAGCAGGACGUUGACCAGCGGGAUCCACGGGGCAGGACCUUGCUGCACUUGGCUGUUUCCUUGGGUUACAUCGAGUCUGCCAAGGUCCUCCUGCAGCACAAGGCAGAUGUGACCAAGGAGAAUGCACAAGGAUGGACGGUUUUGCACGAGGCUGUCAGCACAGGGGAUCCAGAGAUGGUCCAGCUGAUCCUGCAGCAUCGGGACUACCAGCAGACCUCCAUGACCCUCGGAGGAGUUCCUGAGUUACUGCAGAAAAUUAACGAGACUCCUGACUUUUAUGUGGAAAUGAAAUGGGAGUUCACUAGCUGGGUGCCCCUGGUUUCCAGGGUGUGCCCGAGCGACGUGUGCCGCAUCUGGAAGAGCCGGGCCAAGCUGCGUGUGGACAUCACCUUGCUGGGCUUUGAGAACAUGAGCUGGGAGAGGGGCAGGAGGACUGUCAUCUUCAAGGGAGAAGACACUGGUGGCUGGGCAGAGCUCAUUGAGAUCAACCACGAUGACAAGUUUGUUACAACAGAGAGGUUUGAGAUCUCCCAGCACAUGAAACGUUUGACUUUGGGAUCGAUGACGCCCAAGAGGAAAGAUGUGGAGAGGCGCCUCACAUCCCCAAUCAUCAGCACGUGCCUUGAUACCAAAAACAUUGCUUUUGAAAGAACCACAUCUGGAUUCUGGGUAUGGAGGACAGAAAAAUCAGAAGGUGUCAAUGGUUAUGAAGCCAAGGUCUACACAGCAAACAACGUGAACGUGAUCACACGGAUCAGAACAGAGCAUUUAACAGAAGAGGAGAAGAGAAGAUAUAAAGCUGAUAGGAGCCCUCUGGAAUCAUUCCUGGGGACAGUGGAGCAUGAAUGUGGUGCUCAGAGUACAUCCAGGACUACAGAAUAUGCUGCAACCAACAAUCCCACUGCUAUUACUCUGGAGGAAUACUUCAACCCAGAAUUUGAUUUGAAAGGCAGAGACAUAGGAAGACCAAAGGAAGUCACUGUUAGAACACAGAAAUUUAAAGCAACCUUAUGGAUGAGUGAAGAGUUCCCCUUGUCUCUUAUGGAACAAGUCACUCCAAUCAUUGACCUGAUGGCCAGAACCAGUGCUCAUUUUGCCAGACUUAGGGAUUUCAUCACUCUGGAAUUUCCACCAGGAUUUCCUGUCAAAAUCGAAAUUCCCCUGUUUCACGUGCUGAAUGCUCGAAUUACCUUUGAAAAUGUCAACAGCUGCAGGACAGCUGAGAGAGCCUCUCCUGGAGGUGCACAGAGUGAUGCAGGUGCUAAUUUCGAGGUUGACCAGUCGGUGUUUGAGAUCCCCAAAUCCUACCACAUCCAGGAUGAUGGCAGGAACAUCCUCGUGCAGGAUGAGGACAAUGAGAUCAUGCAGUUUGCCAUCCAGCAGAGCUUGUUGGAGUCUGGUGCAAAUAAAGACCUGGAGAUGCUUUCCAAUGGAGCAGUUGCAUAUUCCUCAGACUUCAACAUGCAGUAUCAGAAGGCACUUCAGGAGAGCUUUCUGUCAAGAUCAGGGAACUCCCACAGCAGCAGCUCCAGUGAAGCCUCCAGCUUUGAGAAGGACUUGCAGCUUGCCAUGGAAUUGUCAGUGAGGGAGCAGGAGGAGCAGGAGAAGCAGCGUCAGGAAAAGGAAGAUGCAGAGCUUCAGCAAGUCUUACAGCUCUCUCUUGUGGAAAAAUAACUCCUAAGUGACCUCCUGAAGCAGGGAUUACCAAAUCUGUGUAAAACUGGAGAUUGUCAGAGCUGUCAGUCUGAAGACCACUCCUGGAUUGCUUAAGGAAACAUUUUACUGCCUUCUAAGUUGGCAUCAGCUGCAAAAACCUGAUUUAUUUUUGUUUGGAGGAGUUGUAGAUCACAGGACUCCACAUCUGGCUCCCCAACCAUGCAGUCUUAGCUUUGAAGGAAAUGUUUUUAUCUAAACUUAUUUAUUGAAGAGCAGAUGGAAAUUUUGCUUUGCAUCAGGAUGUAGGAUUGCAGUAAAGCUUGAAAGCCUGAUUUAUGGGGAGUUCAGGAGGAAAACUUCAUUACUUACCAAAGAAAAACUCAUCUGCUUCAUUAUUUCUUAAUAAUUCAAUGCCAUUGCCUGUUUUUCCAGCUGUUCCAUGGGAGAGCAUCUCCCUGCCUAUACACACAGAAUAGUUCUUCAUGCUGACAGAUGUUUUCUGUUAGUUUUGUUUAGAUAUGGUUAUCUCUCCUCUAGUUAUUGAGAUUUUUGGCUUAAGAGGGAUAAUUUUAUACUUGAACAGCUCAUCCAAGCUCCAGAUUAAACUAGUGCUUUCUGAAAAAGGACAAAACAAGUAGCCAGUAACAUUUUAGAUGCUGAAAUGGGACCAUCUGUCCAGUACAGCAGCAGUUUCUGCAGUGAUUCCAAACCAGCUCUUUCCCCUGCUCAGAGGGCAGCAAGAAAUUAAGGGAUAGAUACAGGUGCUUCUUUGGGAUCUCUUGGUGUGCAUGGCUGAGUGUGGGUGCUAAAUGCAGCCAGGAAAAGAAUUCAGGGGAGAUUUCCACGUGUCCUUAUUGGAAGAGAAGUUCAAUUCUGCAAGGGAAACGUGUGUUGCUUUUUAAAACCCCAGCGGCUUGUCCUCCAUGUGAAUACAUCUAUUUUUUUACCUGAAUAUUUUUAUUGAUUUUUAAACCAAACCACUAGGCCUACACUCAUCAAACUGGUCUUGUAACGAUUCCUAGGUCUGUUUUAACCAGCUUUCCUCAGGUUUUUUGGCCAUACAGGAUCUUUGUAGCUCUUUUAUCUGCACUCCUCUCGGUGUUUACAGUACUCACACUGUGACUCUCAAGUGCACUCCACAGGUACACGAUGAACAGCCACAGGAAAGCCUUACACUUGUUAAAUGUGAGCAAUAUCCCUCUGCUCUGCCUGGCAGGGCUGGAGGAACCUUUGGUACAGCUGCUCUUGAGCUUGCUCCUAACGUUGUUCCUGUUCCUCAGGCUGAACAGGGCAGUUCUGGGUGACCAACUAUUAAUUAAGCAAUGUAAAAUCACUCUAAAAUGGACUUGAUCAGAACCAGUGGGGCAGUUGGAACCCUAUUUUAAACCAAUAAUCCAUUGUUUUACAUAGGAAAUGAUUACAAUUCCUUCAGUGUACACUAGGACUGGCCUCUCCACACUGGGUUUGUUGUUCCCUGGCACAACCUGCAUCCCUGAAAACAGCUGCUGGAAAUGGGGACUGUCCUGCACAGGGGCAGUGGGCUGGGUUGGGAUUUCUUUCUUUGCAAAAGGGGAUUCCUGUGGCUGUCACAGUUGGGAGAAGGGAAGAGGCCUCGUGUUGAGCUCCUGACAAGGGUGGGAGGCAGGAGAUGGAGCUGUGGGCAUUCCUCCAGUGGGAAUAAAGAGUGCUGUUGCCUUUACAAACCCGCCUGCCUGGCAUUGCCUGUCUUCUGCUAAGCUUUUCAAAGGUUACAAGAGGGGUAAAAAUAGCAUUUUUCAAGCUGACUUGUUCUGGUUUUAUAUUUAAACUAAAGAACAUUGAGCACUUUCAGUUAAAGUUCUGUUACGCUCCUGCUUCUUAGUCUGGGACUGUAAAAUAAAUUGGAUUAGCUUU